Messenger RNA from Punica granatum (pomegranate), 3203 nucleotides. The record is from RefSeq and is a predicted model, not a curated record. Lineage: Eukaryota; Viridiplantae; Streptophyta; Magnoliopsida; Myrtales; Lythraceae.
CUCCUUCGAAACUGAUAAAACCCUACUAGGGGGUUUAUCAACGACGGUCAGUUCUCCUCUCCGGGCGACGUCGACGAUUGUCCGAACUAAUUCCGGCGAGGAAAAUGGUUAUUCCUUUAACGCGGUAUUGGGGCAGAAAUUGUGGUAUGGAGUUGUCUGCCAAUUCAGCUGGUCUCUCUCUUUAUAUGUUAUACUGGCUAUGACUGUAUGUGUCGAGCCUGGCUGACAUGGGGGGAAUGUAGAAGACUAUUAAGGUUUGCAUGGUUUCCGUUGGUUCAAAGGCUUUACCAUCUAGAAGUCGGAGAAUCAAUAGUUUUGUUGAGGACAGCUUGAUGGGUGAGGAAGAUAAGUUGCGUAAGCAUGGCAAGUGGAAAAAGGGACUAGGCAGGAAGGAUCAGAAAAAGGGUUAUGGGAUUGACAAGGACACGUUUGAGAAAAAUGCUUCUGGCCGUGGAGGUGCCAAAUCUCACAAACCUAUGAAACAGGAAGAUGUUUCAAUAUCACAGCCGUCUAUUAUCAGGAAGCAGGUUGACCCAGAAACAGCAAAAUAUUUUACUGAAAUUGCGAAUCUUUUUGAAAGUAAUUCAGUUGAACUAGAGGAGAGGUCAGUGAUAUGCGGUAAUGCUCUCGAGGAAACUAGGGGAAAAGAAUAUGAACUUACAACUGAUUACAUCUUCAGCUACACAGUACAAACUCUCCUUGAGGCUUGUGAUGUGCACAGCCUAUGUGGGUUCUUGAAGAGUUCUGCGAAGGUAUUUCCCUUCAUAUCGAUGGACAGGUCUGGAUCUCAUGUGGCCGAGACAGCUCUCAAGUCUUUAGCAGUGCAUCUUGAGGAUGAAGAAACCUAUUCUACCAUCGAAGAGACCAUAAGGUUGAUAUGCGAGGUAAUUAUUGCAAAUCCUGUCGAUAUAAUGUGCAACUGCUACAGUUCACAUGUUCUUCGGAGACUUCUGUGUCUCUGCAAAGGAGUAUCAUUAGAUUCUCCAGAAUCUCAUGGGACGAAAUCAUCUGCAAUUCUGGCGGAGAGGUUGAAUCUCAGGGCAUCUCGGGCAGAUCUGAAUCAUAUGCAGACCCAUGGGAAGGAAUUUCCACAUUUACUGAAAUUUCUUAUAUCAAAGAUGCUGAAAUGCAGCAAGAUGGACAUUAAUACCUUGCAAGUUGAUCAGUAUGGAAGUUUAGUUCUUCAGACUGUUUUGAAACUGUUGGCAGGAGAUGAUGAAGAGUUGUUGAAGAUCAUACCAAUUAUUCUUGGUUGCAACAAGGAAAACAAUAAGGAAGGGAACUUCAUAGAAAUGGGUGUAGUGCAAGACAUUCUUAAUUUAGUGAAAGAAACUUCAUCUAGCCAUUUGAUAGAAGUCAUUCUCGAAGUAGCUCCUGAGGACUUGUACGAUGAAGUGUUCCACAAAAUUUUUAGAAAUUCAUUGUAUGAAAUUGCAUCUCAUCAAUGCGGAAGCUUUGUGGUACAGGCAUUGGUUUCAAAUGCAAGAUCUAAAGAACAAAUGGAUAUAAUAUGGGAGGAACUUGGAACUAAAUUUGGGGAUCUUUUGGCAAUGGGAAGAUCAGGAGUGAUUGCUUCUCUUAUCGCUGCAAGUCAUAGACUUAGUACACAUGAACAUAAGUGUAGUCAGGCACUUGCAGCUGCUUUAUGCUCGGAAAAUGAGUCCCCAACAUGCAUUGUUCCCCGAAUGCUAUACCUUGAGAGGUACUUUUGCAGUCAUGACCCGUCCAAAUGGGAAUGGCCGAGUGGUGUUAAGAUGCAUGUCAUGGGCUCACUCAUACUGCAAGCGGUUUUCAAAUAUCGGAAUGAGUACAUACUGCCUCUGGUUACAAGUAUAACAUCCAUGGAACCCAAUCAAGUACUUGAAGCUGCUCGAGAUGCUGCAGGGGCACAUGCGAUCGAAGCUUUUCUAGAUUCAAAUGCUUCUUGGAAGCAAAAGCGCAAAUUAAUCGUGAAGUUACAAGGACAUUUUGGAGAGAUUUCGAUGCAUUCAUCUGGUUCUUUUAUAGUUGAAAAAUGCUUCACCGUCAGUAACCUUUCGAUGAAGGAGACUAUAGUAUCUGAGCUGUCUGCUGUGAGCAAUGAGCUAUCCAAGACAAAACACGGCCCUCAUCUCACACGGAAACUUGAUGUUAAUGGAUAUGCUGCAAGGCCUGAGCAGUGGAAGAAAAAGCAAGAAUCGAAGCAAUCGACUUUCAAGGAGUUCUUUGAUAUAUUUGGCUCUGGUGAGACCAGGCAAUGUAAAGACGACUCUUUCGUUGCGAAGACCUCUAAGCAAACAUCAAAGGCUACGAAUUUGAAGCAGAUGAGGAAAGAGAUUGAUCAAAGCUUGAACUCUGGGACACCAUUCUUGAGCAAGUCAAGUUUCAAGGGACACCGGGAAAAAGUUGGCGACGGCUCAAAGAGGAAAAGCAAGAAGCAGAAACGAUAACUCCUCAAAGACUUCAAGAAAAGAGAACUGGAUUUUGCUGUUGUUGUUAUCAAUUUUGUCUACUUUGCUCAGCCAAGACCAAAUGUAAAGUGUCCAUCCAAUGAGCGAGAAAAUCGACAUAUAUUCACAUUUACGGAGAAAGAAUUGGGCACUGGGGGUACUGAACUGAAGAAAUCGAGAUUCAUUAGACGAGAUACUGAGUUACAUAUUUCCUCCCUAGAACUGAAUUCUACUCUUUCUUGGCUACGUAACUAUAAUGUAUCAAAUGCAAAAAAAAAAAAAAAAAAAAGCCGGCAGAAACUAUUACUGCUGCGUUCUUUUUCCUUUGGCUUCAUCUUUUCCGUCACUUAUAUGCCAUUUCAGCUAAGGAAGUCUCUACUUAUUCUGGAUUGGAUUGGAACCUGACCGGGGUAUCCUCUGGAAACUUGCUUCGACACUCUUGUUGAACGGCAGCCCCUCCUCGUCGGUGCUCAUAUUCUGAAGUCUAGAGGGUGACUUCCUGUUCGACAGGGAAGACUCUCUCGACGCCAGCACCCGGGCGUCCGCACAGAACUUUGAGGGCCACGAGGAGAGGAUCAGCAGGAUUGCAGCGAAUGCGGUGAAAACUCUGCAGCAGGUGCCCUUCAUUGCUGGCUCAUAAGGCGGUGCUUUGAAACCCUCUUGUUUAGCAGUGAGACUGAAUACUCUGGAAAAGCUGAGCAAAGUGUGAUUACAGGGAUGACUUUAGAUCUUGAUAUUUUCAUAUUUAUACCCAUUUGCUUUUCUGUUUUUUGA